This is a messenger RNA of Salmo salar (Atlantic salmon), 4057 nucleotides long. It is a transcript of the gene espnla, whose product is annotated as espin like a. The record is from RefSeq and is a predicted model, not a curated record. NCBI's taxonomy places the organism in Eukaryota, Metazoa, Chordata, Actinopteri, Salmoniformes, Salmonidae. Gene Ontology annotation, molecular function: actin filament binding. Gene Ontology annotation, cellular component: cytoplasm. Gene Ontology annotation, biological process: actin filament bundle assembly.
AUGGUGCUGCACCGGGUGAUCCAGGCAGCCCGGGCAGGCGAUCUCUCAGCCCUGAGGAAGCUGUCCUCCUCUGGGUGCCUCACUGUCUCAGCCUCCAUCACAGACGCACAGGGGGCAGGCCCGGUGCACCACGCCGCUCGCUGCGGCCGCCUGGAAUGUCUGCGCUACCUGGUGGUGGAGGUGGGGCUGGCGGCCGACGCCCGGGCCCUGAACAGGGCCACACCCGCCCACGACGCUGCCGCUACAGGCCACGCCCGGGAACUGCAGUGGCUAGUGAACCAAGGGGGCUGCAAUAUAGAGGACCAGGAUGCAGCCGGGGCGACAGCGCUCCAUCUCGCAGCUCGGUUUGGACGGGUGGAGGUCGUUCAUUGGCUGCUGUUGGUUGGUAGCGUUGCCGAGGAGACGACAGACUGUGGGGCAGUCCCCGCCCAUUACGCUGCUGCCAAGGGAGACCUCACCUGUCUGAAACUACUGGUCCACCAAGCACCUGGGUGUGUGAACCGUCAGACUGGCAUCGGUGCCACCCCUCUGUACCUGGCAUGUCAGGAGGGCCACCUGCAUGUAGUGGAGUACCUGGUGAAGGACUGCGGGUCCGACGUCCACCUCAGGGCCCAUGAUGGCAUGACCGGCCUGCACGCUGCUGCACACAUGGGGCAUCAUGCCCUGGUCAUCUGGCUGGCCACCUUCACAGACCUUAGCCUGCAGUGCCAGGACAGGGAGGGAGCGACUGCUCUUCACUUUGCGGCCAGUGGAGGGCACCAUCGCAUCCUGGAGAGGCUGCUCCGCAUGGGGGCAAAGGUCAUCAGAGACGACUGGGGGGGAACCCCUCUUCAUGAUGCAGCUGAGAAUGGAGAGCUGGAGUGCUGCAGGAUCCUGUUAGCCAACCAGGUGAGCCCAUCGGAGCAGGACAUAGAUGGGUUCACAGCAGCAGACCUUGCGGAGUACAACGGACACUACGACUGUGCCGGUUACCUCCGAGCCGUGGAGACAUGCCCCUUCUCAGCAGACCAGCCAAUAGAAGAACUAGGUCCGGUAGAGGAGGAUGUGAGGGGGAGACAGGCUGUGGCGUGGCAGCCCAGUAAAGAGGACUACUACCGUCGCCUUAGCGACCCCGGCCUGGACUACUUCCACAAUAACAACAAAACAAAUAUGGAGAGCUUAAAGCAACCAGAGACAGAGGAGUCCCUUCAGGCUCGAUACCCUGCUCCUCCGCCUGAACCUCCUCUACCCACCUCAUCCUCCUCUCAACCACAACCAUCUGCCAUCUCCAGUGUACAACAUGUUAUAGUGGCAUCAACAGUUGUGAAAACUUUAAGUCAGAGCAGCAAGGAGGUGAAAACUGUCAAUCUGACCAAGGUUUCAGACAAAAACCUGGCUGGUAAAAUCAACGGUGACAAAGGGCUCCUGACAGAAAUGAAGUCAAUGAUUCAUUUGAAACAAUCAGAGAUAGUAUCAACACAAACAGUAAGCAUCACAUUACCUCACCCUUUGCUAUCUGCAGCAAGUAAGAUGGUGUCGUUUUCCACAGAAGAAGUCAAACCUUCUGAACAGUCUACUGUUGAUCCGACCCAAAACGUCCUUGGGCUCGGUGGCAAAAAACUCCUCUGUGAAAUUAAGUCUCCAGAAGCUUCAACAAAUGCUAGUAAAAUGGUGGUGAGACAUACAUUUUCCGCAGACGGAAUCAGUCGGAACAAACCUUCUGAAGAAGUGAUUACUGUUGAUCUGACCAAAAACGUUACACUUGGUGGCAAAAAGCUCCUCACUGAAAUUAAGUCUUCAGCUGACGCAGCACACGCAGUAAACACUUACAUCAGAUUUCCUCUUCUGUUUUUUAAAUUCAUGUUCUUAGACCACCAAGCUGGUUAUAACGGAAUGAAUGUUAACUCUCUUUGUCUUAAACAGGGUAAGAUACUGGUAAAGGCUGAGGUAAAAACUGUCGAUCUGGUGAAGGCUUCUGACAAAAAUCUCCUGGCUGGCAAAAACCUGCUCGGUGACAAAAAGUUCCUCGACAACAUGAAAUCUAUCACAUCUCUGAAACAGACAGAAAUAACCACAGUAGCUGUAGCACAAGCAAACAGGAUGGUAGUUCUGCCCACGGAAGAGGCCAACCUGUCAGAUAUUGACUACCUGGUUCCCACCCAUGACGAGCGGGGUCGGCCAAUUGCUGAGUGGAAGAGACAGGUCAUGGUGCGUCAGCUACAGGCCAGGCUAUUGGAUGAGGAGGACCAGAGGAGGAAGGAGAAUGGGACCAGCACUUCCAAAGCGGUGAAUUGGAGGUACUCCCAGGCCCACAACGCUAUCCUGGGCCCGUUUGGAGAGCUGUUGACCGAGGAUGACCUGAUCUACCUGGAGAAGCAGAUCCAGAGCGUGUCCAACCAGAAAAACUGUGAAGGCUAUGAGACAGAGCUAGCUCGUCUGGCUGAGGAGCUCAGGACCAUCCUGCCAGCUCCCAUCGUCAACAUCACAGCCAGCACUCAGUUCAGAAACCCCAACCAGGAGUCUCAGGUCCCUCUGCCCGUGUGGUGCAACCGCAUCUCAGGCAUCGUAAAGAGCAUGUCCCUGCUGAUGGCCAACCUGGCAGACGGGCCGUACUCUAAGAUGCCCAACACAGAGCUAUCCACUGUGUUCUCCCAGACCCCAGACAGACCUACUUCUACCCGAGGGCGCAGGGAGAAGAUCGAGUCCGAGAUCCAACAGUUUGGGGUUUCUGUCCGGAAUCUGAAGUCCAACUUUGAAGGUCAUGAAGAAGAAUCAGAAGAAGAGGUCCCCGCGAUGUCAACCAUACAGGAGGAAGGCCUGGGGUUAAAGGUCAGAGGAACACAGGAACAGCCAAAAGAGAUGAACCCAGCCCCUGAAGCUGACCAGAACAGUGACUCAGGCAUAGCCUAUGAUGACAGCAUGACCGACGUUAGGGAAACCACCAGUCUACGGAAGGAACGUAUCGUGGUGCUGUUCCUGGGCCACUGGAAGAAGUCAGCCUACACGGUGACUCUGAAGACCAGAGAGGCGGAGAGAAGAGCCAGUGUGGAGGAGGUUGUUGGUAAACCUGGGGGGACAGAUGGGAGCGGACCACAGAGGGGAUCUCAGAUGCCUCUGGGACAUUUCUUCAAACAGAGGAGUGUCAUCAACAAGAUGAUUGGUGAUUGGAGGAGCAUGAUCUCCAGCGUUCCAUCUCGACAGAUCCGCCGUCUCCACCGGCAGCAGGCACCAUACUCCCCUGAACAGUUCCUCCCCAAGGUGGACGGGGCGAUGGUGGACUAUGACAGCCUGACCCUUGACCUCUUUAUGCUGGGGUACUUCCACAUCCUGGAACUCGAACUCCCCGCGGACGAGAGGAAGAUGAGACACCUGCUGUGCUUUGAGGUGUUUGAUCACGUUGGUCGUUUCACCUGGGAGAGCAUCCGGGAGUUCCACAAGGCCGUCAUGAUGGACAUCGAGGCUGGGAACCGUGAGUGGAAGGACGGCUUCGAGGACAUUAAGGUCAAGUUCUUUGGGAACGUGUCAACGACUCAGUCUGAACUGCCAGAGGUAGAGAAACAACAGUUCCUACCAGAGGUCAGGCCUGUGCCCAAAGUCAUCCUCCAAACCCCGACACCAGAUGAAGGGGCUCUGAUUAAACAAGGAACAGACAUUUCCAGUUUCAGCAAUGAUGAGAUUUGCAAAUACAUAGACAGGAGUUUCACUUUCUGGAAAGACAAGGAGGCAGAGAUUUUUGAUUUUGAGUAGUAGUUGUUUUCACGGUACCUUCUUUUUAAAAAUAUUUUUUAAAUAAUUGGUAGUCUUCUGAAAUCAAGUUAUAGUUAUGUAGUCUGCUGAUAUCAAGUUAUAGUAAUGUAGUCUGCUGAUAUGAAGUUAUAGUAAGGGAUGGCUGUACUGUAAGCGCAUUUUAUUCUGAGUGUGAAUACCUUUGUGUUCUUUGUGAAUAGUUGUAACAGCUCUUAUUAUUUAAAGAGAAAGCAAUAAGUAGGCCUACAGUAAACUUUCCAAUCUUAGAAACAGGUAGUCAGAUGUAUAGUACAAGCUAUAACAUUAUUACAAUAAAGAAGCAUAAAGGACA